AUGAAAAUUCUUAUGAGGAAGCGUUUUGUACCCAGCCACUAUUAUAGGGGAUUGUAUCAAAAGUUGCAGAGGUUAAAUCAAGGUUCCAAGAGUGUGGAUGAGUAUUACAAGGAGAUGGAGGUAGCUAUGAUCCGGGCUAAAGUAGAAGAGGACAGGGAAGCCACCAUGGCUAGGUUUUUGCACGGUUUAAAUCGAGAGAUUGCAGAUAUAGUUGAGUUGCAGCACUAUGUUGAGCUGACGGAUAUGGUGCAUCAAGCCAUAAAGGUGGAGGAACAACUCAAACGGAAGGGAUUGGCUAGGAGGGGACAACCUAUGGCUACCACCAGCCUAUGGAAGACAGCUCCAAAAAGGGACGAGCAGCUACACAAUAAUCCAAAAUUUGAACCCUCGAAUGCCAAGCCAACGACCGCCACUACUUUAGGUAACACCGGUUCUUCUACUUCUAAAACACGUGAUAUUAAGUGUUUUAAAUGUCAGGGGCGGGGACACAUAGCUAGCCAGUGUGUAAACAAAAGGGUGAUGGUGAUUAAUGCCCAAGGAGAGCUUGAGUCAGAGAAUGAGGAAGAAGUAGAUGAUGAUGCUAUGCCACCUUUGGAGGAUGCUGAUGAUGAGCGAAAUGCUGUGGUUGGAGAUUUAUUGGUAGCAAGACGAGUUCUCAAUGUGCAGAUUAAGGAGGAAGAAAGUAACCAACGGGAGAACUUAUUUCAUACUCGGUGCUUUGUAAAUAACAAAGUUUGCAGUGUCAUUAUCGAUGGAGGGAGUUGUACAAAUGUAGCCAGCACUUAUUUGGUGGAGAAAUUGGCCUUAACAACUUUGAAACAUCCUCACCCUUACCAGCUUCAGUGGCUGAAUGAUUGUUGCGAAAUAAAGGUGACAAGGAAAGUGUUGGUGGCGUUAUCCAUUGGCAAAUAUGAGGAUGAGGUGAAUAGAUAG
Humulus lupulus (European hop) is the source of this 933-nucleotide messenger RNA. RefSeq lists its product as uncharacterized. The record is from RefSeq and is a predicted model, not a curated record. The transcript has a single exon. NCBI's taxonomy places the organism in Eukaryota, Viridiplantae, Streptophyta, Magnoliopsida, Rosales, Cannabaceae. The coding region runs from base 1 to 933 and encodes 310 amino acids. Gene Ontology annotation, molecular function: zinc ion binding; nucleic acid binding.